AUGAGAAGUGGCAGCUGAGAGGGAGCAAGCUACUUAGAGAUAAGGGACCUGGUCAGCAGGAGAAUGACAGACCAGCAGGAAAGGCAGGAAGUAAUGACAUCAUUCCUUCUUCAGUGGGUUCUAUUUAAUACAGGGGGUGCAGCGCUGACAGCUCCAGCCUGGUCCUGACCUGUCAGUUUGAACAGCUACUCUGGUAAGCAGCAAGGAUGAGCCAGCAGUUUCAGUCAGAGCAAAAACCGAUUGUAGUGGCUGGAUAUGAGGCUUGUUGCGGAAACUCGGACCACAUGGAGACGGAACUCCCAGGGUCGUUUGUUGAGGAAACAGACGUACUAAUCCUAACUUCACCUGAUAUUCAAGAGCUUUUCAGGGAGAGCCACGAGGAGAUGCUGACAACGGUGUGUCCAGUCGCCGUGGCUGAAGAUGAAGCGGAUUUGAACAAAGAUUGCCAAACGAAGGAGGCUGUAUUAGCAAUAAGAACAGCUUCAACUCAAGAUCCUAACCCUAAUAAUGUGUACAUAAUCCCUAUGAUUGCUUGUGAUAAAGUGCAAGAAGAAACGUCCUCCCCUGUUCAGCGGACCUCAAGAGGAGAGCUGAAGUGGAAGAUCAAGUUUGAAAGAGGAUGUUAUUACAUGGGCCAGAGCAAGCCCUUAGAUUGCUAUCAGUUCAUGAAUAUGUUGUCUGUGAAGAACGGAUGGUUUGAUCCUGAGAUCAAAGUCUCUUAUGGGACAGCUCCUCUGUUAGAAAUGAGAAGUAAUCCCCUGGUGUUUAGCGAAAGUUUUCCACGAGGAUUGCUGGGGAAGCUCCCGUCUGGGGAACAUCAGGUCACGGACCUGUCGCUGUUUUACCUUGGAGAAGAGGUUCCAGGUGAGAGGAAGAAGUUUCGUGGUUAUAUUACUACCAGCAAAGGUACCCUGUGCAUGCCGAUUUCUGACGAUGGCAUAAUGAUGAGGAGAAGAAUCGAUGUGGAGGCUACGGUUCAAGCUCUGCGUUUCCAGCCAGAUCCGGAUAAGAUGGAUACCAAGUUCCUGAAGGCUUAUGUGUUCACAUUAAAACAUUAUGGUCCCCUACCACGAUUUAACUCGCAAAGAGGAUGUCGCAUGCUCCCGAAGAUCAGAGCCACAGACAGAAGUGGCAAAGGAAGAGGACACAACGGGAGGGGCCACAUGGAGAGCAAAGAUAAGCGGAGCCCAGCGGAGCCUGCUGAUGCGAGUGAAAUCGAGGCAGGUGAAGACAGGAAGGGAGCCAACUGAAGAAAGCACCACAGGAUGUGAAGCCCCUUUGAAGACAGCUCGAGCUUUAGAAGGAUCUGAAACUGUCCUACAAAUGAUAAAUGAUUACUUUGUUUUACUAUCUUGUGACGCAGAUGACUAAAGAUUACAUUGUUUAGUUGUCUUAAAGUUAAAUCAUAUAUACGUCACUCUGAAAAAGUGCUUGUAACAUGAAAAUGCUAAACAAUGGAAAAUGCUUUGCUUAGCAGUUUUUAGAACAUAUAUAAGAACAAGUUAGAAGUAGAAGGACGAGAGCACGCACGUAUGUAUGCAUGCACGUACGCACGCAGCGCGAGGUCACGGCAACGAGAGACGGAGAGUCUACAGUAGCUGUUUUUCCUCUUAGAUAGUUAGACGCAGCAUACUCAUAAGAGGAUAUUUAAUCUUGGAUUUACCCUUUUAUAUCUUUUGAAUUUUGGAAUAAACUUUUUUGAAAAAGGAUUCUCAUUCAUUGGAUUUUAAGGGACAAUUUGAUCUCUUUGAGUGGGAGCUCCGGCCCUGGCCUAACAGGAGUGGAGGUAAGCCACCUUAUUGCUUGUACCUGCUUCACAGGACUUGUUUUUCAGGGUGUGACAGAUUAAUAAAAGAUACCUUAGGCUAAUGGGAGUUUCAUCUCCCCCUCUCUCUUGAGUAUCGGGACAUGCCUAAGGGUGAUAAGCCAUGAUAGUUCGUUGGUUCAAACAGGCUCUUUUUGCACCAAAAAAGUCUCUGUUAAGCGUGGGAAGGAACCAUUUCAAAGGGUGGAUUAAUUAGAUUAAUUGAUAAAUCUAUGUUAGCCUGAUCAACUAACUAGUAAUCAUUUUCUAGUUACCACCGCCCACUUUGCUGACGGAGACGCAAAUUAACCCUGAUAGGACCCAAAUAAUAGUCAGUAAGAUUGGCCAACUCUGAACUACCGCCUUAGUAUCCAAAACCACUGGAUAACAGGAUUUAAAGGGGAGUGAAUUAAUACAGGAGAACAAGUACGGCAAUUCCAUUCCAACCUUUAAAAUAGGAACAAGUUUUAAUUGAGAAAGUCCAUCCCAGGGUCUGAUACAAUAAUACUCACCACGGCCUCAACCUCCCUGAGAAAAGAGCGUAACUCGAGGAUCUAACGGAACCUCUUAAAGGGCACGCUCGCAUCAGCAUUGUGUCUCCUGUGAGUGACGGCUAUGGAUUAUGAAUCUGGAUUAAUAAAGGUUAAAGACUUCCUUAGUAAAAAGACUUUAGCUAAUUUCUUCCAAACACUGUUUUGUUUCCUUGAAAGAAUGGGAAAUCUGCGCCCUCUGCUGGCGAUAAACAGAACACCACUUUACCCUCUACAAGGACUGCAUAGAACAGUAAUUCUUAGGUUGUCAGAAAAUAUAUGUUAUUUGUUGGAAAAUAUGUGUUCUUUUAAAUAUGCUGAGGAUUUUAUUUUGAAGGUUUCCAGUGGUCUUUGUAAAUUUAAACCAUCCUCGUCCCAUAUGACUAAGUGUGUCUAUUACGUCCCCCGGCUCUCUAAGAGAGAUGAGGAGGGGAGUAAUAAAAAUGGUGUGUGGAUUAAAUAAUAACAAAGUGUAGUGUAGCUAAAAAACAAGGAAUUUAUUACAAAAUGAAUACUUACAACCUUAAAAGAAAUAUCUAUAUACAAAACACAAAGGAGCUUAUCUAUAAAACGAAGGGAAGAACGGAAAACACCAACCCAAAAGGGGAUGGGAAUAAACAACGAGACUAAAAAGAGCGAGGGUUAUCCAAAGUCAAAAUCUAAAGCCGGUCCGAAGUCAAGUUACCAAAUAUUCAAAUCCUAAAUCCAAAUCCCAAAAUGAGUCAAAUACCAAAGACGAACGAGAAAAAUACUAAGCCAAGCACACGAGAAGAGAAUAGCAUGAACUCCUAAGAGUCCAUACUACCCUGUAGCUUCUCUCUGAAUGAGGGCAAGAGGGCAGCUUUUAACAGCUGAUCCAUGAUUAUGAAUAAUCAUAAACACCUGUUCACAGUGAGACAGGCGAAGCAGAAGGCCGCUGAGGCCAUCCUGUGGCCAAAAAGGGGCCCUGCACAUAACAGUGUCAAUCUGAAGGGUGAAGCUUUAUUUUAUUUUGUUUUCAGUUAUUGAGUUCUGGCUGGCUAACAGACUUCUAGCAAUUCUGUAUUUCAACAAUAGAAUAUAUUUAGGUGCUGUAUUCAUGACCACAGCCUAAAGCAGUGAUACAACUGUGACUAACGGUUCUCUAUCAAACAUUUUAGUUGUCAUCUCUGGCAUUACUGUUUGGAAAACAGAGGGAGGAUGCACAAGCAUAACAGAAAGCAAAAUUUGUUAUUGAGGAGGAAGCAGUUGCUGGUAAGCCUCUGAGCCGUGCAGCACUUGUUCCUUUUCUGCAUGAAACACACUUCAUUACAAAAGCCAAACCACUCUUAAAUCUUGAGCUGAUAUAAUCGGUUUAAUUGUUUUCUGCCCUUGUGUGUUUGCUUUUGUCUUUCUUUUCCUUUUGACCCCUCGUUCAUCGUUUGUGACAUCUGUCCUCUAGAUAUUUGGGGCACAGUUGUGAUCUGCAAUCUGUAGAUCUAACCUACCUUCCCUGGAAGGCAGUCAAAUUCAUCCUUUUUCCCAAAUUGUGCUUAUCAGAUGGAGGAACAGCAUCCUCCAUAAAGUAGUUAAUUCAUGCUGCCUGACCAUAGCAUUUUUUCUACUUGGCUGUACCUGUACCUAGCUUCCAUACUCUCACAAAGCUUCCUUCCCUGAUGUUUGGCACUCUUGCACCACGUUUUGCAUCUGCGUAUUUCUUUGCAGCUUGCUGUGUGUUGCUGACACGAGAGCGUAACUCCUUGUUAGCCUGGGAUGUCAGUGAUGGAGCAGAUAUCCUACAUUCACUCAAUAAGCGCACGCUGAGCCAACUCCGGCGCACCGUCAGGCUGAAGGCAGAAAUGAGCGCUGCCUCCUCCGUGAUAAAAACUUUUAAGAGGUUCCAGGUCAAAUUAAGAUAUUAGCUUCUGUUUUGGGAUGACGUAUUAAAGGAGAGAGCUCUGGCCGCACAGGUUAAACGUUCCUGCUUAAAGAAAACCGUAAAAUUGCAUUUUUUAUGUGCUACCUAGGCACUCUAAAUAUAUAUAUAUAUAUAUAUAUAGAGAGAGAGCCAUGCCCUGAUGUGGGGGCUGGGGGGUGCGUCGACAUGGUCGGGACAUAGAAGUGGGUGUGCGUCUAAAUAAGUUUGGGAACCGCUGAGAGGACAGAUGUCACAAACGAUGAACGAGGGGUCAAAGGGAAAAGAAAGACAAAAACAAACACACAAGGGCAGAAACCAAUAAAACCGGUUAAAGAAAAAAUCAGCUCAAGAUUUAAGAGUGGUUUGGCUUUUGUAAUGAUGUGCGUUUCAUUCAAAAAAGGAACAAGUGCUGCACGGCUCAGAGGCUUACCAGCAACUGCUUCCUCCUUAAUAACAAAUUUUGCUUUCUGUUGUUAUGCUUGUGCAUCCUCCCUCCGUUUUCUAAACUGUAAUGCCAGAGAUGACAACUAAAAUGUUUGAUAGAGAACUGCUAGUCAGUUUCAUCUCUGCUUUAGGCUGUGGUCAUGAAUACAGCACCUAAAUAUAUUCUAUAGUGUUGAAAUACAGAAUUGCUAGAAGUCUGUUAGCCAGCAAGAACACAAUAACUGAAAACAUAAAAUAAAGCUUCACCCUUUAAAUCGACACACUUAAGUCAUAUGGAACGAGGAUGGUUUCAAUUUAAAAAGACCACAGGAAACCUUCAAAAUAAAAUCCUUAGCAUAAAUAAAAGAACACAUAUUUUCCAACAAAUAACAUAUUUUCUGACAACCUAAGGAUUAGUGUUCUAUGCAGCUGGUCGACCAUGCUACUAUGAAGACAUCUCCCCAUAAGCUUUUCUGCAUUAAUUUUAGGUCAGAAAAUGCUAAAUCACCUUGGAAAAACAUCGUGUUCCCAGUGUUUCUAUUAUUUUCCGACGUGUAUACACUGUUAGUUAACCCUAACCCUAUACACUGAAGUCAGCGGGAGGAUUUUCCUUACAAUCCUCUGAAGGGUCCGCCCUUCGCUGACUGAUACAAGGAUGCAACACUCCAAAUUACCAAAGGGGACCACCCCUCUAACUCCAAGUUACCCAAUCUGUGUACACAUACAUAUUUAUGCCCAAUAAGUCAUUUGGAUUUUAAUCUCACCAGAUCAAUCACCUCAGGGAGACUGCAUCUCCCACAAAUACACACCCUACUGUUCUCACAGUCUCACGAACAUGAUGGUUUGGGAAGGAAAGCAAAAACUCAACAAAAAUUAGCUAUUUAUAAAACCCCAAACCAAAAAUGGACAUUACAGCUGAUAUGUCCUUAAUGUAUACUAAUGAAACCUUCACACAAAUUACACUGCAUUUUUACAAACGGGAGCAGCGAGACAGCCGCAUUGCUGUUAGUCAGUCAGAGGCAAGAUGUUCCUACAUCAUGAUUAGGGCUGCAACUAACGAUUAUUUUCAUAAUCGAUUAAUCUGUCGAUUAUUUUUUCGAUUAAUCGGUUUGUUAUUGUUUAGCUAUUUAACCUAUACAAGUGAUGGAUGCAUUUCAGUUAAGAAAAAAAAAACAUAAGAGAAUUGUGCAGUUGACUGCAAUCUAUUUUAUUGCACAUGAACACAGUCAGCAGUAUAAAAUGAGCUAAACAGUGCAAAAUAUCAGUCCAGAAUAAUUUUUUUGCAUUAGCUGGAAGCCUGCUCCUUCCACCAUUGAUAGUGGCCUCAUGUCUUUUACCAGCAUGUUUAGAAUAGAGUUUGUAAGUGGUAUGAAUUGCUGGGGGGUGAGUGUCUUGUUCCCCAUGUAGUUGUCCAUCGUUGCUUGUUUUUUUUCUGCAUAAGAAACACAAAUAGACUGAAAUAAGUACACAUAUAAAAUAAAGCAGCACACACACUACAACACUAAAUCAAUAUAUUAUUUGAAUUAAUUAACAAUAUACAGAGAUCAUUUAUUUUGAGGGUUACAUUCUACAAAAUAGCCCGCAACAGGAGAUAUUCAGAAAAAAAGUCUAAUUUUUUUACUAUUAAAAAGCUCUAAGUAAGAAGCUCAUGGGGUUUUUACUUUGAGUCGGGAGUGUUUAAAUUAGCUAGAAAAAUGUGAAAAAAGUUUAUUUUGUGUAAUACUGUUUAAGAAACAUGAUAAAAAUGUGUUGUGAGGCGUUUUACAGCGUUAGAUAGUAAAACAGCCUUUUAAUAGUAAAAAAAUUACUUUUUCUGAAUUUCUCCUAUAUUUAAAAAUUGAAAGCAUACAACUAUGCCGCGUUAUAUUCACCUGGACACAGCUCGUCUGUAUAUUUUUCACCGCGGAGUUGUCCUUUUUUGAAUGAGGAACAUAGUUAUGGGUUUGUGCCGUUUUUCUCUUAACGAGAACAUUCUUAUAAACAGACGUGCUGAAUUUGGCAAGCGCAUGAUUCACAACACGGAGGAGAUUCACGAUUGCAUCUAGUCAAUCAGAAGUAGAACACCGUAGACUGACGCGGCAAAAAAACAUGUUUAACAUCCACUAUAACAAACUCAGCUAAAACACUAAGUCCAGCUUGUUUAUUUUAUGUUACUUACCG
Molecule: messenger RNA, 6793 nt
Organism: Nothobranchius furzeri (turquoise killifish)
Lineage: Eukaryota; Metazoa; Chordata; Actinopteri; Cyprinodontiformes; Nothobranchiidae
Source: RefSeq, a predicted model, not a curated record